UAGGUAGACACGGAAGAGAGAAAAAUAAAUUAGUCAGUAAUAUGAUAAACCACUAACCGCAGUGGUAAAUCCCAGUUACUUACAGACACAGUAACACCGAUGAAAACUGUUCAGUUCCUGAUGUCAUGUAUUCGUAUGAUAAGGAUCUUGUAAAUUCAAAAAAACUACGCAACAAUCAAUUCAUUUGCAACAUUUAUCGAUAACAUAUGAGGUGAUUUGAAGUAAUAAAUUUAUUAUUUAUUGGCCAAAACAUUCGAGUGUCGAAUAAACAGUGAAAUUUGUGACAAUGGUGAAUAUUGAUAGAAUUAAAGAGCUUUAUCCUCUGCACUGGCUGGUGUGGAACAACGAUCAUGUUGAGUUGAAUAGCCUGUUAUCAACAAAUCAGCAUAACAAAGAACAACACGACAAUCGAGGAAGAACACCUCUGAUGUUGGCUGUGACCCUUGGGUACAAGGAAUCCAUUCAAGUACUCCUCGACAACGACGUGAACGUUUACACGGAAAAUAAAGAUGGAUGGAGUGUCGUCCAGGAGGCAACUGGCACUGGAAAUCCAGAAAUCCUGCAAAUUGUGUUGGCAAGACGAGACUACCAGAGGCACUGCAACCGCGUCGAUGGAAUUCCUGAGCUUCUCCAGAAGCUCAAGCAGGCGCCUGAUUUCUACGUCGAGAUGAAAUGGGAAUUCACAAGUUGGGUCCCACUGGCUUCCAGGAUGUGUCCCAGUGACACAUACAAAGUGUACAAACAGGGCAGCAACGUACGAAUAGACACAACUCUUCUAGGUUUUGACCACACAAAUUGGCAGCGUGGAAAUUUGAGUUACGUUUUCAAAGGACAAAAUGUGCCAAGCACACCAGUGCCAAUAAGAUGUCAGAGAAGUUAUGUGUUCAGCAUGGUGGGAGAAAGACCAGAUGACGGUGCAACGAUGAUGGAGGUCGAUCACGAGACACGAAGAGUUUACGUGGAGCAUAUGAAGUUAAUUGACGACGAAAACGUGCAAUUAAUGGCACCAUCUGAGGAGGGAAUCCUGGCACGAUUGACGAAUCCAAUAGUUACGACUUACGUUGAUACAGAUAAAAUUAGUUUUGAACGAAAUAAAGCUGGACUGUGGGGCUGGCGUUCGGACAAGAGUGAAGUGAUAAACGGCCACGAGUGUAAAGUAUUUAGUGCGAGUAAUGUCGAAUUGAUAACGAAAACUCGUUUAGAACAUUUGUCAGAUGCUGAUAAAAAUAUUGCUAGAAGUGCUCGUACACCGUUGCAAUCGUUUCUGGGUAUUGCUGAACAACAGCAGGAGGAAAAUAGUGGUGCAACGAGUAGUGAAGAAUUUUCCCACAUCGGUAAUCCCUCUAAUAUAACGCCUGAAGAGUAUUUUGAUCCCGAUUUUGAGUUGAAUGGACGAGACAUCGGAAGACCAAAGGAAGUCACCACAAAAAUUCAAAAAUUUCGAGCUACUCUCUGGCUCUCUGAGGAUUAUCCUCUGAGUCUCCAGGAGCAAAUAAUGCCGAUUGUCGAUCUCAUGGCCAUCUCUAGUACUCACUUCGCCAAACUCAAGGAUUUCAUCCAAAUGCAACUGCCAUCUGGAUUUCCAGUUAAAAUAGAAAUCCCUCUCUUCCAUGUACUAAAUGCGAGAAUAACUUUUGGAAAUAUUUUUGGUAUGGAUCAGGAAGUGGAACACGUUAAAAAAAUUCAAGACGGAACGAGAACUGUCUGUGUCGUUGAUGAUAUUUGUUUUGAUGCACCAGUUGGUUAUGCCAAGCUGGGAGCUCUAGAUCGAACACAAUUCAGUAUUGAGGAGGAGGACGACCUUUUGCAAUUUGCCAUUCAACAGAGUUUGCUCGAGGCCGGUAGCGAAAAAGACGAGGUAGAUAUUUGGGAAGCCCUGAGAGCGCAAAAACCAUCCAGGCCAACGACCCCCAAUAUGGCGACUGAUGAAGAGAGGCAACUGCAGAGGGCCAUUCAAGAGAGCUUGGAGCUUUACCAAGCGAGAGUGGAGUUUCGGGACGAUGGGGAUAGCCACAGAACUACUAAUAAUCAGGACGAAAGUUCCAUUGAAGAUACAGCUGAACAGCUCAGAAUUGCACUGCGAUUGUCUGAACAGCAGCAGAUUGAAGACGAACAGCGUAGAUUACUCGAAGAAGAAACAUUCCGACAGGUUCUUGAGCUAUCACUAACAGAUAAAUGAAAUUAAUAUUGAAGUGUUAAAAGGAUUAUAAUGAAAUGCAAAAUUAACGUGAAAUCUUGCUUCAAUGGAAUCGCAGGAUAUAAACUCAGUUGCAGUGCUUUUCGUGAACUGUUUUAUAUUUGAAAUAAAUUAAUUAAAAAAAAGAAA
Diachasmimorpha longicaudata is the source of this 2326-nucleotide messenger RNA. RefSeq names its product ankyrin repeat domain-containing protein 13D. Bases 287 to 2179 code for a protein of 630 amino acids. Gene Ontology annotation, cellular component: cytoplasm. Gene Ontology annotation, molecular function: protein binding. The transcript has 10 exons. The record is from RefSeq and is a predicted model, not a curated record. NCBI's taxonomy places the organism in Eukaryota, Metazoa, Arthropoda, Insecta, Hymenoptera, Braconidae.